Molecule: messenger RNA, 456 nt
Organism: Oikopleura dioica
Lineage: Eukaryota; Metazoa; Chordata; Appendicularia; Copelata; Oikopleuridae
Source: the annotation of a GenBank genome assembly
AUGGGUUUUUACUACGACAAUAACCAAGGCUUCUACUACGCCGUUCCUGUUGAAGAGCAGGCUCCUCAGUUCCAGCCGCGAUUUGGUGGAUUUUCGCCUUACCGACAGGGAUUUUACUACGACCAGCAGAGAAAGUCCAAGCAAGGUUUCUACUACGACAGAUUCGACGGCGAAACCAGCUUCGCCGCCGCCUGGCAAGAAAACGACGAUGCCAAGCGCGCCCUCGAUGCUGCGGAAAAAGAGGCCACCAAGAAGGUCUCAAUCUUCGCCGUCAAGAACAAGCACUCGCCAAACCAGGUGCAGAACCGAAUCCUCGGAAACAUCGCUGGCGAGCGACUCGCUUAUGAAGCUUGUGAGAUUUACAUGAACGAAACUGCUCCUAAUGAUCUCUCUGCUGAUGAAAUCCGAGCCGAAAUCUUUGAAGUUGUCAAGAAGGCCAUCACUGCUGAUGAAUAA